Messenger RNA from Triticum dicoccoides, 1097 nucleotides. Its product is annotated as germin-like protein 1-4. The transcript is spliced from 2 exons. Gene Ontology annotation, molecular function: manganese ion binding. The record is from RefSeq and is a predicted model, not a curated record. The coding region runs from base 79 to 768 and encodes 229 amino acids. Lineage: Eukaryota; Viridiplantae; Streptophyta; Magnoliopsida; Poales; Poaceae.
UCAUCUAAUUAGCUAGCUCACGAGCUACCAGCAAGGUAGCGUUCCAGGCCCAAGGACCAACAAGGUUAACUACUAAUCAUGGCAAAGCUUUGUGCUGUCCUCCUCGCCGCCUGCGCCGCCCUCCUGGCGCUCGCUGCGGCGCCGUCGACGCUCGCCGGCGACCCCGACAUGCUCCAGGACCUCUGCGUCGCCGACAACAUCUCCCUCCAGGGACCGCUGAGGGUGAACGGGUACCCGUGCAAGCCUGCGGAGAACGUGACGGCGGACGACUUCUUCUACGCCGGGCUGGCGAGCGCGGCCGACGUGUACGGCGGCGGCAACCCGAUGGGCUCCGUGGUGACCGCGGCGGACGUGGAGAGGCUCCCGGGGCUCAACACGCUGGGCGUGUCCAUGUCCCGGGUCGACUACGCGCCGUGGGGCGGCACGAACCCGCCGCACUCGCACCCGCGCGCCACCGAGAUCCUCUUCGUUGCCGAGGGGACCCUGCAGGUGGGCUUCGUCACCACCUCCGGCAGGCACAUCACCCGGGGCGUGCCCAAGGGCGGGGUCUUCGUGUUCCCGCGCGGCAUGAUGCACUACGAGCGCAGCGUCGGCGAGGCGCCCGCCGUGGCGAUCUCAGCGUUCGACAGCCAGCUCCCCGGCACGCAGAGGCUCGGCGAGGCAAUGUUCGGGGCGGCACCGGCGGUGCCGACGGACGUGCUGGCCCGGGCGCUGCAGACCGACGGCGGCGUGGUGGAAAGCAUCAGGUCCAAGUUCCAGCCAAAGUAGGCCACGAGCACGUACGUGCGCCAAGCGUAACACGCACAUUAAAGGCACGUAAAAAAAAAGAGUGCGUACAUGAUUUAGCGUGUGCUUCAUUUCGGCUCUUUGAUUGCAAGGUAAAAGGCUACGUGCGUACUACGUAAAUUAUCACCGCACGGCCUAUAUGUCCUCUCAUCCUCGUCUGCCUUUUAGGUGAAAAGCGUCUUGUUGUUUGUUCGUUGUUGAGCUGUAUGCAGGUAUUGAUGGUUUUUCGUAAGACGUCCUAUGUUUGUUGUAAUAUUUGCAAUGCGUUUAAAUGUAAUAAAUAAAUGCGUCCAUGGAUUUUCGGUGACUCA